Messenger RNA from Brassica oleracea var. oleracea, 1186 nucleotides. RefSeq lists its product as uncharacterized. The transcript is spliced from 3 exons. The coding region runs from base 99 to 989 and encodes 296 amino acids. The record is from RefSeq and is a predicted model, not a curated record. Gene Ontology annotation, cellular component: nucleus. Gene Ontology annotation, biological process: protein desumoylation. NCBI's taxonomy places the organism in Eukaryota, Viridiplantae, Streptophyta, Magnoliopsida, Brassicales, Brassicaceae. Gene Ontology annotation, molecular function: deSUMOylase activity.
GAUUGAGCACACAAGAAUUAAGGGAAUUGUCCCAAGAUACAUAUGUUGAUGGGUUUGAUCUUUCUCAAGUGAAAGUCGAAAACUCAAAACCCUUCAACAUGUCCCCACCGAAGUUAAAUGAUGAGGAAAUAGAUCGAGCCGGAGAAGCCUCAGCAGAUGCGGCAUUGGUGUAUCUUCGUAAAGAGGAUUGGGAAAAAGUUAGCACUUGGUUAAUUAAAUCCAAACCUCUACGGAUUGGACCUUCAUUGUUAGAUGCUGAGAUUGGUACUCGUCUUAUGGAUAGAACCGAGUGGCUUCACAACUCGGAGAUUGACGCCAUGAUGUACGUAUACAGGGAGAGAACAUCUCUGAAACGAUGGAAACUUCACCGUGUCGCCUUCAUGUCUGUUGUCUUCAGCAACAUGAUUAAAAAGGAGUAUGAGAGUUUCAAGGCGGGUAUAAGAAAAUACAAGCUUCAUGAUUUGCUAGUGCAGUACGGCAAAGGGGUCCUUCCACCACAUGGACAGACACAAGAGAUAUGGAAUGUAGAUGUGGAUCGACUGUAUGUCCCUGUUCAUGUUAGCGGGAAUCAUUGGAUCGCAUUGUGUAUCAGUUUCGUGACGAGGAGCAUUGAUGUGUUUGAUUGCUCGGGCAGAAAAAGGUACAAGGAAUUGGAUGGGUUCGCAAAUCUUGUUCCUCGUAUUGUCAAGGCAGUUCAGCCACCGAGUUACCAGAAGGACUUUACGUUCGCUGCAUAUACGGUUCACUAUGUCCCCAUGGGUAAGCUGAAUAAAAGUGCAUGUGAUUGUGGUGUCUAUACAAUAAAGUUCAUCGAGUGCCACUCGCUUGGAUUGAAGUUGUCGAUGGUGAAUGAUGGUAACAUCAAAGAAGCUCGCCACAGAAUUUUGUGGGAUCUAUGGGAAGCGGCAAACGACCCGGAAUUGGUUGAGAGGAUGUCAAAUUAUGAACCUCCAGAGUGUCUCACUUCAACCGUAGAAGAGAUUCUGUGAGAAUCGAUUUUUAAAUGUAACUAGUUCGGCUUUUAUUCUAACUUUUAGGAUAAAAAUGCUUAAUCUAAUGUGUGUUUUAUUAGGAACAUGAAUGCUUAAUCCCUCUAAUGAAUUGCUUUUGGGUUUAUUAUUCUAAGUUUUUGACAAUGUGUUUAAUGAGACCCAAAAAAGUCAUGUCGGCGACAACAAUCAACCGU